Messenger RNA from Nerophis lumbriciformis (worm pipefish), 1570 nucleotides. It is a transcript of the gene pdgfd, whose product is annotated as platelet derived growth factor d. Gene Ontology annotation, cellular component: membrane. Gene Ontology annotation, molecular function: growth factor activity; platelet-derived growth factor receptor binding. NCBI's taxonomy places the organism in Eukaryota, Metazoa, Chordata, Actinopteri, Syngnathiformes, Syngnathidae. Gene Ontology annotation, biological process: positive regulation of protein autophosphorylation; positive regulation of MAP kinase activity; positive regulation of phosphatidylinositol 3-kinase/protein kinase B signal transduction. The record is from RefSeq and is a predicted model, not a curated record.
AGUUUGCUGUUCACAUCAAGUCCUUCUCAAGGUCCGCAAAGUCCGCUUAAUUGUUUGUUUUUUUAAUCGUCUUUUUUUUUUUUUAAAUCCAGACCUUUUCGUUGCCGUCAUGCGUGGAUCACUACUUUUCCAUCUGUGCGUGUUUUUACUUUCGCUGAAAACGCUGACAUGUCAAGUCUUCCUGCGAGGCAACGUCAGGAGAGAUGACCUGUACCGCAAAUGCGACAACGUCACGGUCACGUCGGAGGGCGGCGUCAUCCACAGCCCGCGCUACCCCAACUCGUACCCGCGGAACCUGCUGUUGCUAUGGAAACUGGUGUCGCCGCCAGGAAGCAGGAUACGCCUGGAGUUUGACGGUCACUUUGGCCUGGAGGAGGCGGAGAACGACGUGUGCAGGUACGACUUUGUGGAAGUGGAAGACCGAUUAGAGGCCAGCACUAUAAUUUGGGGUCGCUGGUGUGGGCAGAAAGCGCCGCCGAGUGUCAACUCCAAAUCCAACAUCCUCAGACUCACCUUCAAAUCUGACGACUACUUUGUAGCAAAACCCGGAUUCAAAGUCUACUACUCUUUGCUGCAUGACACGCCUCUGCCUGCGUCCCAGACCAACUGGGAGGCCGUCACCUCGUCGGAUGCUGCUACCGUUGCUGAGGCUGAGGCUGCAGUGACGGAGGUUCCUCUCUCCCUGGAGGACUUGGACAGAACCAUAGCUGCCUUCGACACGGUGGAACAGCUCCUCAGAUCCCUCAACCCAGAUACCUGGAGACAAGACCUGGACAGCAUCUACACCCAGACGCACGUCCAUUAUCGAUCCAGGGCAUAUCAGCUGGCGAGCAGGCACAACAAAGUGGACCUGGACGGUCUGUGUGACGACGUGCGGCGCUACAGCUGCACGCCACGCAACUACUCCGUCAACCUGCGGGAGGAGCUGAGGGCCACCAACGCCGUCUUCUUCCCCCGAUGUGUGCUGGUCCAACGCUGCGGCGGCAACUGUGGCUGCGGCACACACGACUGGAACCACGGCUGCGCCUGCCAGGCCACCAAGACCAUGGUCAAGCUGCACGAGGUGCUGAAGUACGCCCCAGAGAGCGCCGUGGACCGACGCCGGCGCAGACCGAGGGCGCGCUGGGUCCUGGAUGAGGUCUUCCUCACGCACCACCUGGGCUGUGAGUGCGCCUGUCCCUCCCGGCCCCCCCGCUGACACGGAGGAGGAGCCCCGGGCCCCUGGGACAGGUUUUUCACUGGGACUAGUCUGGAGAGAAAUACAUGAAGAGAAGAAGUCAUUUUGGGCGUACACCUGCACAGGUGAAGAUCAUGAAUAUGCAAAUGUAUAUAAUGGCGAGCGCUUCAUUUGGGACUUUUCUAGAAGGACUGUUUUUGACACUUUUUUUUUUAUUUAUGUGAAACCAUUUCUUUGCCUCUCCAUGUGGUUUUGUACUCAAAUUAAUUCAUGGGAAAUAAAUUGUUGGAUUUGUUGCGUGUGCACAAUAAUGAUUUGAAUACGCAGACGAGACCAUCAUCAGCAGUGCUGUAGUCUGAGCAGUGGCGGAGCAGGAAGGGGCUGGGCAUACAU